Messenger RNA from Python bivittatus (Burmese python), 418 nucleotides. The record is from RefSeq and is a predicted model, not a curated record. NCBI's taxonomy places the organism in Eukaryota, Metazoa, Chordata, Lepidosauria, Squamata, Pythonidae.
AGAAUCAAGAAACUGCCCAUCGACCCUUCUGAAUGGGAUAGCUAUUUCGACGAGAGCGGCCAGAUCCUCAAAUCACGAGACUUUGUGGCAGCCCAAAUUUUGGAGAGGGGUUUGGAUCCUUCUGUCAGAUCAGAAGCAUGGAAAUUCCUCACCGGCUACUAUUCCUGGAGGAGUUCCUGUGAUGAGAGGCUCACAACCGACAGCAUGAGGCGGAAAAGUUAUGAGUCACUGUGCAACAUGUACACCAAGAUCCAACCGCUGCUGGAGACCGAACAUCGAGAUUUCACUGAAGUCCAGAAUGUCAUACAGUCUGAUGUUCAAAGACUUUACAUCAAAGAUGCGCAGGGCAACCCUCUCGUUGAUAAAAAACAACUGGAGAAGAUUCUUUUGCUGAAUUAUGUGUGCAAUGUGGAUGCUG